GGCCCUGUUCGUUUGACUCUUCGAUGCAGCCAAGAUUGCCGACCUCUGGGCCAGCUGGCGUGUGCUGCUCGGUAAGAACAAGAAGGCCCAGCGCUGCCUGGCGUGGAUUGCCUUUAUUGCAAGUUGCGGAAUCGAAAAGAGAACCAGAAAGGGAAGAAGGGCUUGAGGCGGCAGCGGAGGAGGAGGAGGAAGCGGGCGGCAAACUCUUCGGCGAGGGUUUCUCCUCCUCCUCUUCUGUUUUCCCCUCCCACUUCCCUCCUCCCCAACUUUUCCACCAUCGCGGAAAAAAAGGAGGCGCCGGAGGUCGUGGCAUCGCUCUCCCUCCUCGGCGGAGCCAUGGAGCUGCUCUGCUGCGAGGGAGCCGCGGCCGCCACGAGGCGCGCAGCGCCAGACUCCAACCUGGUGCGCGACGAGCGGGUUUUGCGCAACUUGCUGGCCGUCGAGGAGCGCUACCUGCCCAGCUGCUCCUACUUCAAGUGCGUGCAGAGGGACAUCCAGCCCUUCAUGCGCAGGAUGGUAGCCACUUGGAUGCUGGAGGUCUGUGAAGAACAGAAGUGCGAAGAAGAGGUGUUCCCCUUGGCCAUGAAUUAUCUGGACAGGUUUCUAGCUGUGGUGCCCACCCGCAAAUGCCACCUUCAGCUUUUGGGUGCUGUGUGCAUGUUCUUGGCCUCCAAGCUGAAAGAAACCAUUCCCCUCACGGCAGAGAAACUUUGCAUAUAUACAGACAAUUCCAUCAGACCUCAAGAGCUCUUGGAUUGGGAGCUGGUGGUCUUGGGGAAAUUGAAGUGGAAUCUUGCUGCAAUCACUCCCCAUGACUUUAUUGAACACAUCCUGCGGAAGCUGCCUUUCCCUCGAGACAAGCUGCUUUUGAUCCAGAAGCACGCACAAACUUUUAUUGCUUUGUGUGCCACAGAUUUUAACUUUGCCAUGUACCCGCCAUCAAUGAUAGCGACAGGGAGUGUGGGAGCAGCUGUCUGCGGCCUGCAGCUGGAUGAGGGAGAAAGCCUUCUCUCUGGUGAGGUCUUAACAGAACUCUUGGCCAGAAUCACAAACACAGAAGUGGACUGCCUGAAAGCAUGUCAAGAACAGAUCGAGUCAGUUCUAGUAAGCAAUCUUCAGGAAGUCCCACAGCACCCAGGCGAUGCUUCAAAGACCAUGGAUGAGCUGGAUCAGUCCAGCACUCCCACGGAUGUGAGGGACAUCAACCUGUGAAGACAUCGUCAUGGAAAGUUGUGUUCCACCAGCCCCAUUUUAUUUUUGUUUUUUUGGUGUUAAAUCUUCUCUCUCACACACAGGCACAUUUCUAUUAAAAAAAAUGUUCCCACA
Molecule: messenger RNA, 1326 nt
Organism: Heteronotia binoei (common prickly gecko)
Lineage: Eukaryota; Metazoa; Chordata; Lepidosauria; Squamata; Gekkonidae
Gene: CCND2
Product: cyclin D2
Exons: 5
Coding region: 337-1212 (291 amino acids)
Biological process (GO): positive regulation of G1/S transition of mitotic cell cycle; mitotic cell cycle phase transition; regulation of cyclin-dependent protein serine/threonine kinase activity
Cellular component (GO): nucleus; cyclin-dependent protein kinase holoenzyme complex; cytoplasm
Molecular function (GO): cyclin-dependent protein serine/threonine kinase regulator activity
Source: RefSeq, a predicted model, not a curated record